Pipistrellus nathusii (Nathusius's pipistrelle) is the source of this 813-nucleotide messenger RNA. The record is from the annotation of a GenBank genome assembly. Lineage: Eukaryota; Metazoa; Chordata; Mammalia; Chiroptera; Vespertilionidae.
AUGGCCUCGCGGGGACUCCCGGAUUUCGCCGUCUUCGCCGCUGCUGUCUUGGUGGCGGGCACCGUGAGCUCGCCGCUCGUGGCCCCGGACAGUGGUGGCAGCCACUCACUGCACUCCAAAGCAGAGACGACCCCGUCGCCCACUGACAGUGCCGGGAGUGGGCACCCUGAAUACAUUGCCUAUGUGCUUGUCCCCGUGUUCUUCAUCAUGGGGCUGUUUGGCGUCCUCAUCUGCCACCUGCUUAAGAAGAAAGGCUACCGUUGUACCACAGAAGCCGAGCAAGAUGAGGAGGAGAAGGUUGAAAAGAUAGAGCUGAAUGACAGUAUGAAUGAAAAUAGUGACACCGUGGGGCGAAUCGUCCACUACAUCAUGAAGAAUGAAGCAAACGCUGACGUGUUGAAGGCCAUGGUAGCAGACAACACCAUCUGUGACCCUGAGAGCCCCGGGACCCCCAGCACCCCCGGGAGCCCGCCCGUGAGCCCCGGGCCCUUGUCCCCAGGUGGCACGCCAGGGAAGCACGUCUGCGGCCACCAUCUGCACACAGUGGGCGGCGCUGUCGAGAGAGAUGUGUGUAAUCGGUGUAGACACAAGAGAUGGCACUUCAUAAAACCGACCAGCAAGUCCAAAGAAGGCCGCCCGAAGCGCCAGGGGGAGGUCACCGUUCUGUCCGUGGGCAGGUUUAGAGUUACGAAGGUGGAACACAAAUCCAAUCACAAGGAGCGGAGAAGUUUGAUGUCCGUCAGUGGGGCUGAGAGUGUCAAUGGGGAGUUGCCUGUGACCCCUCAGAAGAGAGAACGGAGAGGUACAGAGUAG